UUUAGAGCGGUGGGAAAAACAUGUCUUCUCAUCAGCUACACAACCAAUGCCUUCCCCGGGGAGUACAUUCCUACUGUGUUUGACUACUACUCAGCUAAUGUGAUGGUGGACAGCAAGCCAGUCAACCUGGGCCUCUGGGAUACAGCUGGACAAGAAGACUACGACAGGCUCCGCCCACUGUCCUACCCACAGACGGAUGUUUUCCUCAUCUGUUUCUCCCUGGUGAGCCCAGCGUCCUAUGAUAAUGUCAGAACUAAGGUAAGUCUUAUAUCUGUGGUACAUUAUUAUUUGGACCUUUUCACAUAUUCAGUGAAGUACCUGGAGUGCUCGGCUUUGACCCAGUGCUGUCUGAAGACGGUGUUUGAUGAGGCCAUCCGAGCCGUGCUCUGCCCCCAGCCCACUAAGGUCAAGAAGAAGCCCUGCUCCCUGCUGUAAAUGAUUCAUGCAGGACCAGAAAGAACAGAGAAAGAGAUUCAGACUGAUGACCCCUCGUUAAAGAAGACCUUUUGAAAGUUCUGUUAUGUUUCUAAUAGAAAACUACAACUAGAUUUCCACUGGUUAAAACAAAUAAUGAUUUUGCAGUUAUAAUAAAAUGGCACCAAACAUUUCUGUGCUGCAUACUCUGAGACUGAUUUUUAAAAUGCAUUAUAGACGCUCUACCAGGCACAAUUUUCUACUGCCCCAGUUCGCACUAUAGAUUUGAUCUGUUGGCUUUAAUGUAAGACCACGAGCAGAAUGCUACUAUAUUAUGUUUCCAUGUACCAACAUACCUUCAGACCAGACUGCGUCUCACUGCCCUUUUGGGGUCAACAAUAAGCUACAUACAGGUGCUUUUGUACAGCUUCAAAUGAUAUUUGUUAGUGCAAAGCUAGUGUUGCUAUAAUAUAAUGUCUUACCACUGUUGUUAUGAGAGUCACGAACAAUAAUAAAAACACAAGGAUCAGGGAUGUAGUUUUGAACAAGGUUGUAUUUUAAUAAAAGUUAUGAACAAAUGUAUUAUUUGUUGUGAUGUCAAAAUAAAAGACAUUUUAUCAAGUAAAA
Molecule: messenger RNA, 1041 nt
Organism: Perca fluviatilis (European perch)
Lineage: Eukaryota; Metazoa; Chordata; Actinopteri; Perciformes; Percidae
Product: ras-related C3 botulinum toxin substrate 2-like
Exons: 5
Biological process (GO): small GTPase-mediated signal transduction
Molecular function (GO): GTP binding; GTPase activity
Source: RefSeq, a predicted model, not a curated record